AUGAGACACUCGGUUAUUAAUUCUGUAGAUGUUGUAGGUGGGGACCUCUCUAAUGAUGAGGGAGAUGGCCCGGAUGCGCCCGGUGAUGAGAUGGACGUGGAUCAGCUACCUGUGUCUAUACUUACAGAUGGCAAUCGAGACAUGAGCGUCUCAUCCCAAGUGAACUUGGUUCCAAAGGAAGCCGAUAGAGGCAGCCAGGGUCACGACACAAACCCUUCAAUUCCUUCUACACCCAGAGCGACUUCCAUCAUCCCUUCGAUCCCUGGCACGAACAUCGACAAGAAUAACCUUGUCCCCCUUUCGUCUCCUGCCAGCAACAACAGCGAUUUGUCCAUGCCUCCAACUCCCAGAGCGUUUUGCUCGAUCUCGCCUCCCCCUGACACGAACAUCGACAACAACAACUCUACCCCUCCUUCACCUGCCACCAAUACUAUUCCUAGAGUGACUCGCUCGAACUCGCCUCCCGCUCAGGUGGAUGACCAUCAGCUAAAUGCACUCAUGACCCGUGCCGGCACAAAAGCCACCAAGAUCUGCAAAAAGGCAAAAGGGAAAGGCUAG
Fusarium verticillioides 7600 is the source of this 558-nucleotide messenger RNA. RefSeq lists its product as hypothetical. The transcript has a single exon. Lineage: Eukaryota; Fungi; Ascomycota; Sordariomycetes; Hypocreales; Nectriaceae. The record is from RefSeq and is a predicted model, not a curated record. The coding region runs from base 1 to 558 and encodes 185 amino acids.